AUGUCUUCCGCGCCGCAGAUCCACAGCCACGAGCCGCGGUCCCCGCGCACGGGGAAGAGCGCGGCGGGCAGCGAGGACGGCCUGGGCCAGGCAGCGUUACUGCUGCCUCCUCAUCCCAACAAUUCUUCCCUCUUCAUCCUAUCAUCCAUUUUCUUUCUACUGGAUUAUUACCCUACAGUAAAAAGUGGUCUGCCUUCUGCCGAAAACCAUUGUUUAAAUCUGUCUGGCAUUUGCAGAAGAGACAUCUGCAAGUUGACAGAGGACCAGAUUGGAAUCUGCAAAAGACGGUGGAGAUGCUGCAGAGCGUGGUGGAUCCUUAUACCAAUCCCCACCCCGCUCGUCUACUCAGAUUAUCAGGCACCCCCUAAGCACAGGUUGAAAUGAAACUAGGGAGAGCAUCAAAAGGAAAGUUCUUUGCAUCUAAAGUCACUGGAAUGUAUGUGGCAAACACUGCCAAUUCCCAUUACCCCUUGUCAAUAAAAAUAAAUAAAUAUGGAUUUCAAAUAU
Molecule: messenger RNA, 507 nt
Organism: Neogale vison (American mink)
Lineage: Eukaryota; Metazoa; Chordata; Mammalia; Carnivora; Mustelidae
Gene: DEFB109B
Product: defensin beta 109B
Exons: 3
Coding region: 1-384 (127 amino acids)
Biological process (GO): defense response to bacterium; cell chemotaxis
Cellular component (GO): extracellular region
Molecular function (GO): CCR6 chemokine receptor binding; chemoattractant activity
Source: RefSeq, a predicted model, not a curated record